ACAACAAAAGGAUGGUAAGUAUAAACAUUAUUAUAUUUGUUUUGAAUUAUUAAUUAUUGUUUAUUAGAUCAAAUUAUGGACCUGCAGGCUCAAUUAUUGCAACAGCACAAAAUAUUAGAUAACAGCAAAGCUAAGGAUGCUCAAAGUUUGAGUCUACAAGCUCAGCUAGGGGAAAAGAACAAAUUGGAACGGAACAGUUUCCAAACAGUGAAGGAGGUUUUUCCAAACUCAAACCUAACUGAACAUGAGGAUGAAUUGGCAUUAGGCGAACACAGUCAGUUAUUCAGUCUACCACCUGACAGUGUGUUAAAUUUAAAUUCUGUUAGUGCUGCACAAAAAGAAUCGUUAGUAAUAAGCCCGUGCAGUGAAGGAAGUGAACAAUUGUGGGACUGUAUUUGGGUCGAAAAUGGGUGUGGUACGGAAACCAAGAUAUGGCACAAGUUCAACAUGAAACAUGGAUUAGAAUUUAAUGGGGGAUCAAAUCAAGUCUGGAAGUGUUACAGGAUGGAAGAGUCAGCCUAGAGAUGAAAAAACACAGAGUGCAUUACCAUUAAGGUAUGAGGUAAAGUAAUAGAGUAUGC
Daphnia carinata is the source of this 581-nucleotide messenger RNA. RefSeq lists its product as uncharacterized. NCBI's taxonomy places the organism in Eukaryota, Metazoa, Arthropoda, Branchiopoda, Diplostraca, Daphniidae. The coding region runs from base 76 to 522 and encodes 148 amino acids. The transcript has 4 exons. The record is from RefSeq and is a predicted model, not a curated record.